Molecule: messenger RNA, 5805 nt
Organism: Lottia gigantea (owl limpet)
Lineage: Eukaryota; Metazoa; Mollusca; Gastropoda; Lottiidae
Exons: 34
Coding region: 1-5805 (1934 amino acids)
Biological process (GO): homophilic cell-cell adhesion
Cellular component (GO): plasma membrane
Molecular function (GO): calcium ion binding
Source: RefSeq, a predicted model, not a curated record
AUGUCAACUCAACAAGAAAUCAAUAUAGUUUUAAGAAUAAUGGCUCCCGGACACAAAAAUCUGCAAAAGAAAGUGAACCAAAAAUUUAUAGAUUAUAUUUUACUAUUUUUACUGGUGAUAGAUAUUGUGAUAGCCAAUAACCCACCAAGAUUGAAUAUUAAAAAUGUUUUAAUUUGGCCAGAGAAUACCCAAAUUGGGACUAUAAUAGGAAAUCUAACUGGUAUUGAUGAGGAUGGUCCUAGUCCGUUACAAUUUAAAACACAUACCCAGGAAACAGGAAAACUGGUCGAACUGAGUGAACCUCGUGAUGUUGGUGCUGACACUAGAGUGGUAGAUAUUAUACUAAAAAAGGAACUAGAUAGAGAUUACGAACCACCAGAAAGAAAAUUGUAUUUUACGGUCACGGAUUCAACGAGUGAGGUAUCUGCCCAAAUUUCCCUAUUUUUAAGUGAUGUUAAUGAUGUCAAACCUCAGUUUGAAAAUUUACCAUAUAAGGCAACAGUAAAUGAGAGUGUGGUGCCAAAUUCUGUGAUAUUUAGUGGAGUUCUGGCAGUAGAUCCUGAUAAUGGUAGAGGUGGAACCGUACAGUAUUCUAUGGAAGUUGGGUCUGAUGCUCAGGGAGCUGAUGAAGACUACAGGACAACGUUUCAGAUUGAUCAAGUAACAGGCAAUAUCAGUGUUAUUAAACCAUUGAAUUAUGAAAAACAUAACUUCUAUCAGUUUAAAAUCAGAGCUGAGGAUGGUCUAGGUUUAGAAGGUAUACCAGUAGAUUUUGUAGUCACAGUGUUAGAUGUUCAGGAUACACCACCUUAUUUUGUUAAUUUACCUUACAAUGUGGAGGUAGAAGAGGAUGUUGCUGUGGGAAAGUCAAUAUUACAAGUUACUGGUAUAGAUGGAGAUCGUGGUGUACCAAAUAGUUUAACUUAUAACUUCAUCAGAGGAGAUUUUGAGAAGUUUAAUAUAGAUCAGAGAACUGGUGUUAUAACAGUAAAUACGUCUCUAGAUCGUGAUACACCAGAUGUAAGAAAUACUGGUGGAGUAUACGCUAUGUAUGUUGAGGUAGGUACAGAGCAUCUUGUUGAUCCCUCUGGUCAGUGGCCACUGUCGGUGAUGCAGGCAAGUGAAAUAGUACCAAUAGAUCAAGUCAAUAAUGGUGAUACUGUAGCUACCACAUUAGUUACUGUAACAGUACAAGAUAUAAAUGAUAAUCAACCAGCCUUUGAUUCCAGCAACUACCAGGCUUCUAUUCUAGAGAACAUGCAGAAUGGUGUUCCUAUAGAGUUUCAAACUGGUACUAUGAGAUGUUCAGAUGUAGAUGAGGGCACCAACAGUCAUUUUGUGUUGUCUCUAGAGCAGAAUGGUCAACCAUAUUAUGAUUUUUCUCCCCUACCUGCAGAAGUUUAUUCUGAAUCUACCAUCUUAAUACGAGUCAAUAAUUCGGAGAAUCUAGAUUAUGAGAAAAAUAAAGAGAUAAUAUUUGAGGUUGUAGCUAGAGAAGUUGAUACAGUAGAAAGAAGAUCUAGUACUGCUACUGUGACUCUUCAAGUUAAUGAUAUGAAUGAUAACCCUCCUGUCUUUCCUAAUGAUACAUAUCUUGUUAAAAUCAAUGAAAAUACUCCAGUUCGUACAGAAGUGAUCCUUUUAGAGGCUACUGAUGCUGAUGAUGGACUAUAUGGAACAAUUGUUUAUUCAAUACGAGGGGCUAACAAUAAAUUUGGAAUCCAGCCAGCCAGUGGUCAGGUGUAUAUUGCUAAUGAUAUUGAUAGAGAAGAGGCAGAUGAAUAUUAUCUAACAGGAGAAGCUAGAGAUGGUGGAGGAUCACGAACACCAGUUGAAGUCAGGAUCAUAAUACUAGAUGUUAAUGAUAAUGCUCCAGAGUUUAGACGAGAAAGUUACGAAGCCAUUCUCAGAGAAAGUGAUUCAGAUUUUCUCCGACCUUUAUUUGUUGAGGCAACAGAUGAAGAUCAAGUUGGGACUAAUAAUAGUAUAGUAAAAUAUCGUAUAGUAGAAACACCAGCUAACUUAGAGUCUAAUUUUACUAUAAAUCCCGAUACAGGCCGAAUACAAGUUAUAGAUACAAUAGAUUAUGAGGAAUUAGAUCCAGUAUUAGAUGGUAUUAUUAAUCUAAAAGUAGAAGCUUAUGAUCUGGCUGUUGAUUCUUUAUCUACAGUUAUUAAUGUUACUAUUACAGUUGAGCGUUAUAAAAAAAAUUACUUUUAUGGCAAUUCUAUAAUUUUACUGUUUAUGACUCAUUCCAAUCUAUUUACAGGAACUGUAUUACUGGAAGUCAAAGCUUCAGAUUCAGAUGGAACAAACCCCAACAAUGAGAUAAUUUAUAGAAUUGAGAGUGGUGCCUUGGAUAAAUUCAGAAUUAAUUUUGAGACUGGUCAACUGUUGGUAGAAACAGGAGCUAGACUGAAUCGAGAAGAGAAGGAUGUAUUUGUUAUGAAUGUAUCGGCCAUUGAUAAAGGCACCCCACCACAAACUGGACGUUGUACUGUAACAGUUACUCUCACUGAUGUUAAUGAUGAAAUGCCAGUUUUUAAACCUGCCAGUCAGACUGUAGGUAUUAUAGAAAGUGCCAAUGUGGGUGAUGCAUUGUUGAGUUAUACAGCAAAAGACAAUGAUGACAACAGUCAACUACAAUAUGAGAUUAUGAAAGAUCAAAUCAAGGCAUAUAAUGAAAGAAAUCAACUUAUUGAUGCUGAAUUGUUAAAUGUAACUGAUUAUUUCACUGUUGUGACUGACAGUGGAUUGGUUGUUAUCUCUGGGAAAUUAGAUCGAGAAGUAGCAGAGAGAAUUGAACUACCUAUAGUAGCUACUGAUUUAAACGCUUGGAGACCUGCUGAACAAACUGCUAGUGCCAUUCUGACCAUAGUUCUAGCAGAUGCCAAUGAUAAUGCUCCUGUGUUUAAACCUAGCUCAACUUAUACUGUUAAGAUAUCAGAAGGCCAAGAUAUUGAUAAUGAGGCUCUACGAGUCGAGGCUACAGACCCAGAUAAAAAUCAACUGGUAAAAUUUACUCUUGGAUCUGAUGGCGAGAAACACUUCAAAAUUGAUGAAGACACUGGUAUAAUUAAGAUCAAACAGAAAUUAGACAGGGAAAAAGAACCCACCUUGACAUUCUCAGUUGUAGCAGAAGACAAUGAUGUAUCACCACUGUCAUCAACAGCAACUGUUUCUGUCACUGUUCUGGAUGUCAAUGACAAUGCACCAAUAUUUAGAGAACAUCCUCAGUUUUAUACUGUCAGAGAAGAUGCUGAUGUCAGUACAGAGGUUGGUGAGAUCCAAGCAGAUGACCCAGACACUGGAAAUUUUGGGAAGGUGUUUUAUCAAUUAGAAGGAAUUGACAGUGAUGGAACUUUUAAAAUUGAUGAAAAUUUGGGUGUGAUUUCUGUUGAUAAAGUUCUAGACAGAGAAAAGAAAGGUGAAUACAGUCUGGUUGUCGUAGCAACUGAUAAUAAACCAGAUUUAAAAGAUCAACGAUCCAAUCGCACAACAGUAACAAUACGACUGGACGAUAUUAAUGAUAAUUCUCCAGUCUUUUUAAACAGUGAUUCUGAUAUACCAAAUAUACCAGAAUCUUCUCCUUUAGAUACAAACGUCUUCACAGUGCAGGCCUCAGAUAAAGAUCUCGGAAAGAAUGGAAGUGUAGAAUAUUCUCUGGGAGUAGACACAAAUGCUACAAACAACAAUGGAGAACAAAUUUUUAGAAUUGAUCAGAAUGGGAAAAUCUUUGUUGCAGCUGAUUUACGUAGUGCUCUUGGUUUACGUUAUGUCACAGUUGAAAUUCAAGACAAAGGUGUCCCUCCUCUUACAAAUAGUUCAGCAUUCUAUUUCCGAAUAGCAGAUGUGAAUGACGAUCCACCAUCUUUUAAAAUUCCUGAUCCAAAUAAUCCAGUUGUGCUUACAGAAGAGGGCCAGCCAAUCAAUACAACUGUAAUAAAUAUAGUAGCUGAGGAUGAUGAUCAAGGUGAAAAUGGACGAGUUGUAUAUUCAAUCAUGUCUUCACCAACAGAUGAGGAUUGGAAGAAAUUUGACCUUGACCCUCUUACUGGUCGUCUGAGUAACAAGGAGAUCCUUGAUCGAGAAACACAGGAGAAAUAUGAGAUUCGUGUGAGAGCUUCUGAUAAUGGAUUACCUAGAAAUCAUAAAACAGAUAUGACUAUCAUAAUAAUGAUCAAGGAUGUUAAUGACCAGGAUCCUGAAUUCAGUCGUCAGAAACUAGAAACACCACAUAAAAUGGCUGUAUUAGAAGAAUCAAGUACAGAAUGUGUAGGAAGUGUGGGUCUAGCAGAUGAUAAAGAUGUCAUGGAAAAUUUCACUAUGAUCUGUUACUAUAUAGUCAGUACUGGAUUAGAAGAUACCUUCACCUUAACUACCUCAGGACAACUGUGUGUUCAAAAAUCAAUUGAUAGAGAAGUAGUUCCUUACACCUAUCUUGUCAUCAAAGCUUCAUCUAAUUGUUAUGAAACCAUCACCCCAACAGUGAUUCCUGGAGAUUCUACAGUACCACCAGAAUAUGUAGAAACAGACUUGACACUACUCUGGGUCAAUGUGUCUAUAGCAGAUAUUAAUGAUAAUAAACCAAAGUUUAAACGGAGUGAAUUGCUCCUGGGUAUCACUAAAACUAUACAGUUUGGUACUUUUAUUUAUAAUCUAAAGAACGAAGUCAAAGAUUUGGAUUCAAGUGAAUUUGGAAUCAGUAAAUUUACACAAAUAGGUGAUGUUGAUAUCCAACCAGAAGCAUUACGUAAUGAACUUGCUGGACAGGUUCCAUUCCUUCUGUACACUAAUGGCAGUGUUAAAACUAACGCCUACUUUCGAUCUACUAUGUAUGGUUAUUUUAUACUCUCAAUGGUGGUUCAAGACAAAGGUGGCAAAAAUGACACAGCAAAAUUGAGGAUUUCAUUGAUAAAUGAUAACCAAAGGUUAAAGGUCAUUUUCAGAAGAAAAGUUGCUGUGGUAGGAAAUUUUAAAGAUGAAUUUGCUAGUGAACUUCAGAAUAUAACAGGAUUUAGAAUUGUAGUAGAUGAUAUCAGAACUCAUAUUAAUUCAUCAGGCAUGCCAGAAUUAGACAAAACUGAUAUGUUUAUACAUGGUGAAGAUCUAAAGACUAAUGAAGUUGUACCUGCUUUAGAUUUACUAACAGCUAUAGAUUACAGUGCUGAAAGAAUGGUAGAUAUUUUGAAUGGAUAUAAUAUAGUUAAAAUUGUUGAAACAGACCCAGCAGAGAAAGAAGAUAAUACUAUCAGGAAUUUGAGAAUGGCUCUAAUUUUAGUCUCUGUAAUUCUAGGAUCAUUAUUAAUUAUCCUGGCAGUGGCAUUUUAUUUCAGUCGCAGGAAAUAUCAACGUAAACUAAAAGCUGCUACUGCUAUGGCUUAUGGAUCCAAAGAUUCAGAUUUAUAUAAAUUAGAGAUGCCAGGAACGAAUAUUCAUUCCUAUGAGAAUGCCAAUCCUAUUUAUUUAGAAAAAAUUCUUCUGGCUGAGGGAGAAGAAGAUGGUCAAAAUUCAUUAGAUGAAAAUGCAAUAGAAACGAACCCAAAUUAUGAUGAACAGGAAGUGACAAUGAACAUUUACCCCGAAGAUCGUGAUCCUGGGAAUGUGGAGGGGACCACAGAUGUUUAUCUAAAAGCAGCUUUAAAGGAACAUGAAACUUCUAAAAAUUUGAAAAAUAAUGAAAUUAAUAAAAGUAUUCCAAAUGGAAAGUUAAAAAUACGGAAUGGACAAACGACUUCACCAGUGGAUGAGAAUGAACUCAGUACAACGCGAAAUAUUGAUGGCCUACAGACUACAGAAAUUUAA